Molecule: messenger RNA, 2208 nt
Organism: Paramecium pentaurelia
Lineage: Eukaryota; Ciliophora; Oligohymenophorea; Peniculida; Parameciidae
Source: the annotation of a GenBank genome assembly
AUGGUUGCAUUUAAUAUUGGAGAAGGUUCAUUUCGACCAGGAAAUGAGUUCAGGGCUAAAAACGAUGCUUUCAAUAUAUUAAUUGGAUCAAAACAAUUGUUAGGAAAAUAGCUAGAUGACCAAGUUAAGGAAAAAGAUGAUGGUGAUUAUGAUAAUGGCAUAACUAUUACAAGUUCUACUGAUGAUAAUAAACCUUAAAUUGAUGAAACAAAAGAAUCUUAAGAAUACUUAGCAGAAUAUGGUUAUGGAUUUUGGGCGAGAUUUUUAACUGCUUAUCCAGUUAGAUUACUUGAUGGAAAGAAUGCUCCAUAGUACUUCAUCUCUAGAUUGACAUCUAACUCAAACUAUGGAAAUAUUGCUAUGGGAGGUAGAACUUUAGCUAUUUGGUUAGGACAAGGAUUUUAUCAAUUCACAACAUGCGAUAAGAAAACUAAUAAUCCAAACGUUAUGUAAAAUAUCGAUUUUCAAAAUGAUAUUGAAGGUGUUUGCCAGGGUUUAAUGGUUUACUCAGUUAAAUCGUUUUCUCUGUAAAAAAUGAAGCCUUCUUGAUACUGAAGAUGAUUUUCAUAAUCACAUCUCUAAAACAAUUAUCCCAGUUCAUGAUUUGGAUGGAUAAUAUCAACAUGAAUUAGUUGAAGAUACUAUUUCAAGAAAAGUCAAUGAAAAUCCAAUUUAUGAUGAAUUAGGUGGUGGAGCUUAAAGUUUCCCAUAUGAAUAUGCAAUAAGUGGUUGGUUCAGAUGGGAAAAAACUUAAUAAGAAGUUUGGCAUAAUUUUUUCGAAGUUCAAAUAAGCAAACCAUCAACUGAUAAAUUCUUAGGUGACAGAACUCUUUCAUUCUGGAUUAGUACAGCUUAAGGUGGUAUAUUACAUUUCCCAACUUACACAUACACGAAUAUGAAUGGAGCUGGUGAUCCAAAUCUGGGUGGCAAUAUUUUUCACAGAGAUAGACAUUUGGAAUGGUUUUUUGUUUAUAUUGGAUACUCUAAAAUGAGAAAAAAGGAUUUGUUGGAGUGAAAUUCACAGGAGGCAUUGAGACAAUUGAAUACAAUAAUGUCAAUCAUUACUACACUCCUUAUUUCUACAGAUUCAUUGGCAAAGAUAAACAAAACCCAGGAUUUAAUGGUAAAAUUGGUUAUGUUAGCUUUGUUUUGGGAAGUGGUACUUUCAGAAAGACUCCUUUUUUUAAGCAUCUUAAAGAUAUUGUUGGAUUUGAAAAAGGAUAAUCAACUUUAGUAAUAAAGAGAGAUUAAAAGAAACGAUAACCUAUUACAGAUGAAACUGGUCAAUAAUAAUUUCCAAGUGCAUACAAUCAAAAUAGUCCUUAAAUGGUUGAAGAAUUCAGAUCUGAAGUUUCAUUUACUGAAUAUGGAUAUGGAUUUUGGGCAAAAUUUUUAACAGCAUAUCCUGUCAAAUUACCUAAUGGAAAGAAUGCUUCUUGGUAUUUUAUGGCAAGAUUGACAUAACAUGAAUAUUAUGAAAAUAUAAGAAUGGGAAACAGAAUCUUAACAAUCUUUUAAGGUUAAGGAUACUAUCAUUUCGCGACCAUUAAUAUCCAGACAGAUGAUCCUGUGAUUAGAAAUAUUAACUAUCCUGCUGAUAUUGAAGGUAUUUGGACACAUUUCUAUUUCUCUUACUCAAAUACAGGAAAGGCUGUUGCAAUUGUUAAAUUUGGUGAAUUGGAUCCAGUAUUAGCUGAAUUCCCUGUAAAACACCCAGAUUUGAAAUAUCUUAAAUUUAUUUUUGGAGGAAAAGAUUAAAAUAUAUAUCCAGGUUUCAAUGGAUAAUUUACUUAAGUAUUCUACUCAACAUCAGUUGGUGCUUUUAUUGAUUCCGUUGAUAGUUAUAAUAAAUUCCUUGCUGAUAAAACCUCUCCACUUAAAGGCGGAAAGGUUUCGCUCUCGACCACAAGAAUCAUUGAUUCCUAAAUUGAUAGAUAAGUUAACUCAGAUCCAUUCAAGACCACAGUAGAAACAAUCUUCCCUAAAGAAUAUGCAUUUUUUGGCUGGUUCAAAUGGACAAGACCUACUACAUUAUCACCUUGGCAUAAUCUUUUUAGAGUUUAAAUUAACACACCAUCCACAGACAAUGAUUUGGGAGAUCGAACUUUGGCUGGUUGGGUAGGAAAUGGAGGAAUAAUCUAUUUGGCAACAUACUCAUACAGAAAUAUGAAUGGAGAUGGAUUAAAUAAUUUACCAUAAGAAGCUUGA